Nezara viridula (southern green stink bug) is the source of this 635-nucleotide messenger RNA. Lineage: Eukaryota; Metazoa; Arthropoda; Insecta; Hemiptera; Pentatomidae. The record is from the annotation of a GenBank genome assembly.
CUUGUACCACUAGCAACAGAGGUAGUCCGUAAAAAAAUCUUGUUUGUAGGCAUGUGGUAUACAGGAUUCUAUGAAAGGUAUACAGGACCGACAUUCUAUGAAAGAUAAAAAAAUGGUUUACUAAAUAAAGUUUACACUGGCCGAACAGCUUUUUUUUAUAAAGAAGGCUUAGAAAAUUAUUAAACUGAAAGAUUUGUUGAAAAAAUAUUACUCUGCGUGUGUUAAGGAAUGUAAAAAUAUACAUUAAUAGAAAUAUAUUUACGUAAAUAUGUAUAAUGACUAUAGACAUUAAAAGUAUUUUUGUAAUGAAAAUUGUCGUAGGGGAAAACUGUAGCGCCACGACAUACUGCCCAGACGGUUACCAUUGCUGUACAGCUACAACUUGCUGCUUAUAUGGAUACUAUUGCUGCGGUGGAGGAUAUUAUUGCUGCCUUACUAACGACGGAUUGACAAAACUACCAGCUUCUUCACCAAAUGAAAUUAAAAUUUAAAUGUAUAAUAUAUGGUUGCUAUUGAACAUUCAGACUGCAGCUUCAAAAAAAGACACCAUAUUCUGGCCAUAUCUGUCGUAAAGAUCUGAAAAAUACUUAAACAUGUAAUGAUUGUUUAAUAUCACAUUAAAUGAUAAAUAUGUU